Molecule: messenger RNA, 1911 nt
Organism: Morus notabilis
Lineage: Eukaryota; Viridiplantae; Streptophyta; Magnoliopsida; Rosales; Moraceae
Product: aldehyde oxidase GLOX1
Exons: 3
Coding region: 1-1911 (636 amino acids)
Source: RefSeq, a predicted model, not a curated record
AUGGCUGCCACCUUAUUUCACAUUAAGGCUCUUUGUCUUCUCCUACCUCUCUUGUUUGUCCAUGGCUUAGCACAAAUUAAUUUCUUCCGAAACCCUUUUUCCUCACAAUUCAGUGGAGAAGGAUUAUUGAAUGGUAAUGGUCAAGACCAAAGCCAAAGGACGAAUCUCUUUCCAUUCAAUUUUCCUUUCAACUUCCCAUUCAUAGGACGGCCCUCUCAUUCCAAUGAUCAUGACGCGUACGAGGACCGAGAACCCGCCCCCCGUCGGACGCCCGCCGACGACUCUGAUCACAACCCGCAGCUCGAUCCUAAUGCAAGGCCCGAUUUUUCGACGGACUUCAAAGGGUCUUGGGAUUUGGUGUCUAAGAACUCGGGUGUCUCAGGAAUGCACAUUAUUUUGCUUCCAAACAAUAAGCUUAUAAUGUAUGAUGCCUCCGCUUUCCAUAUUUCGGACAUAAAGUUGCCUAAUGGCCAAUGCGUUCCUUUCAUGGAUAAGAGGAGUAACAAGCAGAUGACUGAUUGUUGGGCUCAUGGAGUGGAAUUUGAUAUCGACACUGCAAAAAUUAGGCCACUUAAGAUGGUGUAUGAUCCAUGGUGUUCAUCGGGAGGGCUUGCAGUUGACGGGAGCCUGGUGGGAACUGGUGGUUGGGACAAUGGUAUUAAAACUGUUCGAUAUUUCAAACCCUGCGACACUUGUGAUUUCAACGAAUACCAAACUACUUUGGCUGAUCCAAGAUGGUAUGCAACACAGAUAACCCUAGCCGACGGCGGCUUCAUGGUGGUCGGCGGCCGGAGAGCAUACACGUACGAGUACGUGCCGCCUCCAGGAAAAUUCAACAACAAGAACGCCAAGUACUUCCUCCCACUUCUUGAUCAAACCACCGAUUUGGAUGAGAACAACCUCUACCCUUUUGUCUACCUCUCCACUGACGGCAAUGUCUUCAUCUUCGCCAACAACCGCUCCCUCCUCCUCAGCCCUAAGACCAACAACGUCCUCCGCGAGCUCCCUGUCCUUCCCGGCGGGGCCCGCAACUACCCCGCCUCCGGCAUGUCGGCCCUCCUCCCCAUCCGCCUCGACCUCAACCCCGCCGUCCCGCCUCCCGCAGAGGUGAUCAUCUGCGGCGGCGCCAAGAAUGAGGCCUACGGCCGUGCCGGCCGCGGGACGUUCAUCCCGGCGUUACAAGACUGCAACCGGAUCACGAUAACCGACCCGAAACCGGUUUGGAAGACCGAGACGAUGCCGUCCCAGCGCGUCAUAGGCGACAUGCUGAUCCUACCCACUGGCGACCUUCUCCUCAUCAAUGGCGCAAAGGCAGGAACCGCCGCGUGGUUCUUCGCCGACAAUCCCAACCUCGUCCCGGUCCUCUACCGCCCCGAUGCACCGGUAACCCAGCGGUUUACCGAGCUCGCGGCGACCGACAUACCCCGGAUGUACCACUCAUCGGCGGCGGUGCUUCCCGACGGGAAAAUCAUCGUCGCCGGGAGCAACACCAACCCCGGAUACAACUACACGGCGAAGUACCCGACCGAACUGCGAAUCGAGAAAUUCUCGCCGCCGUACUUGGACCCGGCGCUGGCCAAGUGGAGGCCGGAGUUAGUGAAGGAAUCCACAGCAACCGAACUUUCUUACGGAAGUAUGUUCGAGAUAGUGUUUAAGCUGAAGGGACUGAGGGUGAGAAACGGCGAUAUUAAGGUAACAAUGUACUCGCCGCCGUUUACGACGCAUGGAUACUCGAUGAACCAGAGAAUGCUGAUUUUGGAGAAGGACAUGGUGGUACGGACUUCUCGGGGGAUGUACCGGGUGGUGGCGACGGCGCCGCCGUCGGGGGUGGUGGCUCCGCCGGGGUAUUAUCUUCUGUUUGUGGUUCAUCGUGGGGUACCAAGCGAGGGGAUUUGGGUGAGGAUCAAGUGA